Molecule: messenger RNA, 3262 nt
Organism: Gloeophyllum trabeum ATCC 11539
Lineage: Eukaryota; Fungi; Basidiomycota; Agaricomycetes; Gloeophyllales; Gloeophyllaceae
Exons: 3
Coding region: 1-3129 (1042 amino acids)
Biological process (GO): exocytosis
Cellular component (GO): cell tip; Golgi to plasma membrane transport vesicle
Molecular function (GO): guanyl-nucleotide exchange factor activity
Source: RefSeq, a predicted model, not a curated record
AUGCCGGAAAACCAGCAGGAACAAGGCAAGGAAGUUCAAAAGCCUGUGCAGGACGAGGCACCUGCUAUAGAGACCCCGCCCGCCAUCGACAGGAGACCGUCAACCCAAGAGAGCGUCACAAGCGAAAAUGAAGUCUUUUCGGACGCCGUGGAACUCGGGUCUAGCAGUAACAAGGAUGCAGACACUGAAACAGCCGGUUCGGACAGGGAAGGGGCUAGCCAUGCAGCGCAUGGUCUGAACGGAUCCGGCCACGGCCCUCAGAUUACUGUCGAACAGCCAGCUGGCAAGGUAGAAUUGACAGACUCCCAUGAUACGCUGGACCCACCUCGACGACUUAACGGCGUCAGUAAAUCUCGAAGGUCGUCUGACGUCGACCCCGAGGCUCAAGCUAUGGUUAUCGCAUCUCUUCGUUCACAAGUGCAGGAUCUCUUCUCCCAAGUAACACAGCUAAAUAACAAGCUAGUCCAAUCUUACGACCGCGUUUCGGAUCUGGAAGAUGACCUCCAUGUGGCCAACUCAAAACUCCGAGCCUCGUCUCUCAAGAUCUCUCAGCUGGAGCUCGAGCGGACGCAGCACCUUGCCGCACUAAACACUGGUUUGUUGGUUGAGAGAACGCAUGUCACUGCGGAGCUUACGAGGCUGAUGGAGAAGGCGACCGAAGAAGCAGCCAGCCGCGGAAAGGCGGAGAGUGCGCGCGCGGAGAUAGAGAAAGACUUGGAUGAUCUAAGUGCGAGUUUGUUCGACCAAGCUAAUACUAUGGUGGCGGAGGCACGCUUAGCGCGAGCAAUCAGCGAACGCAAGGUGGAAGAAGCCGAGCAGGCCCUGAAGGGCGCGGAAGAAGCUGUCAAUGUGAUGCAGCAGCAGAUGCAAGCCAUGCAGCAAGAGAAGGAGCGCGCCCUGGCGCAGAUGGAGGAAAUGAAGUAUGUCAUGGGCAAAGGGAAAUGGGUCGAACGGGAUCAGUACCCUUCGACUUCCAGCCCGCUGCUAAGGCUCCUGAGCUCCCAUACUCCGUAUCAAGAGUUCCUCCUUUUCGUUGCUCAUCUACGAAAUCUUCGCCCCGCUUCUCCGAGUCCCCCGGCAAUGUCAUCAUUGCUGCCCUUGCCAUUUGUUGCGAGACUGGUAAUCGAGGACACAGACCCUACACUUCGCUUCGACAUAGCGCCGUCAUUAAACUGGCUCUCUCGUCGGUCCGUUCUGUCAGCCAUCCAUAACGGUCAAUUGUCGAUUGAGCCCAUGUCCACAUCGACGCUUAUACAAGAAGCAUCCUUCCCGUCGCCCGGCCUCCCGGGCACCUCGAGCAACUCAGGAAUUUCUUGCGCACUUUGCGGGACGUGCAUCGUCCCUGCGCACGGGGACAUGUCCUACCUCCAUUCGAAACCCCCUCAACAUCCCAGAUCAUCCUUAUCCGUUUCCAGGAACAACACAGGCCAGUCGAACUCGUCUUGGUCGUCGUUCCUCCCAAAGAACCCGUUGAUAUCCGCUACCGCCUCUGUGCCCUCUACUCCUGCUCCCCGGGACUGCUCGAUGUCAGGCCUAGAUAUCCGCUCGAAUUCUCAACCACAUCUUCCAUUACCUCCGCCCGCUCAGAUAUACGUCUUCCGCCUGUCAGUCCCCAACAAUACCACCAAUGCCUCCCAGACGUCGCUUACUAUUGCAGCGAGGUCAGGUAACCCCACCGUCUAUCCGCUUUGUCGGUCAAGCUGGUGCCUCGCCCGGCUCCGGACGACCUGUUCUCUUUGGGCGUUUGUAAAGUCUGGAGUUGUCGACAAGGUAUGGGAAGAGGAGCUGCCCUCGGCCGGUCCGCCACAUGGAGAAGGUUGGGAGAUCGUCGGUGGGGAGAAGAACGGCGAUGGUAAGACUCUUGAGAAGCCCCCGGUCCCACCACGCAGAAAGGGGUUGUGGGAGAGGGCAUCUUCCAUGGCAUCCUCGGCUUUGGGGACUAAUAACUCGAAGGAGAAAUCCUUGCCCGCAACGCCUCACCCCGAACGUGUACCAUCGACUCCGGCGAAUACACCCCGACCGCCAUUGCCGGCACGGUCCAAGUCUAGACUCCUUUCCAGCUCCACGCAGGAGGUCAAGGCAGCGCCUGCACUGGGCGAAAGUGCUGUCGUCAAUGGCGGCCUUACGGGCGAGCCUCAGUCGUCGAUUUCCGAUAAAGCAUCCGCAGAUGUCCUGCAAGCGUCACUAUCUCAGAAAGUGGAUGGUACAGCAGAAACUUCAGGUAGUCAAGUCGAUCUUGCGGCUGCGAGUGCCUCGGCGGCACCACUGUCAGACUCUGUGAAGGCAGAUGAAGCUGUUCCGAUGGACCCUUCAGCCGCAGUGGAGGAAGCGCGAGCAAGUUCGCCUGCGACCGAACCUGCUCCCGCUGUCGAGCCGUCACAACCAAAACAGCCGACGAAAUGUUCCACUGAACCUUCGCGACAGCCCCCCGCGGAGGACGCAAAGGAAUCCGAGGCAUUUCCCCCUCCGCCUGUACUGAGCAAUAUUCAGGACGCCGUGAAGCCCCCGUCACGCACUGGUUCACCCGCGCCGCCACCUCUCCCUCGCCGUGCUGCGGCUCGAGCAAGACCGUUGUCCGUCGUUGCGCCCCCUCCAGCCACGACUGAAGGAGCUUCUCCCGCAAGUGCUCAUCCAGAGAAGCAGGAACCGUUGUCCGAUGCGGCACAGCAACUUGCGAUGGACGGAGAUGCUGCCCCGUCUGCCGCACCAGCUCUUGUGGAGGAGCAAGAACAGUUCAAGGCGGAGCAGCCGGAACCCAUGGCUUCGUCUAAGUCGCCUAUCUCUGCUCCUCCAGAGGCGGAAUCUUUGGCGCCAGACGAGACGAAGGACCCUGCGGAUCCCCCUGGACCCCAGUCAUCUCAGGAAGCUGCCCCCGAUGUCGACAAUCGCGUUGAGGCUCCAAAAUCUGACCAUGAGCCCGACCACGAGGGUAGCCCGAUGCAUGUUUCCGUCAUCGCCGAUCAGCGGGAUAUUGAGAAGACUGAAAUGAAAGAAGAGCAGCCGGAGCAGAACGUGAACGAGGAGACAGGGCUCUUCGUCGGCGAUGCAACAUGGGAGGAGCGCACCUGGAAGGAAAUCGUGAGGCUGAAGGAGGAUAUGUUCUGGGCGCGCAUCGGGUGCGUUCGGUGAUCGGACAUUCGCAAUUGCAUUAUAUACCCCAUCUAAGAUACAUGUACCUGGACCUUGAGCUAUCGAUUGUUUUGCACUCACACAUACUGUAUUACCAUAUUCUAGAUGAAGAACCAUGAAUAUUUAUCACGUG